UCUAUAGGAUUUAAGAAGAUUUUAUUCAUGUGCAUGGCAUAGAAGAUGAAUUCUUCCUCCUCCACCAUGAAUGAAGAACCUGAUGCUCUAUCGGUAGUUAACCAGCUACGGGAUCUAGCAGCAGAUCCAUUAAAUAGAAGAGCCAUCGUCCAGGAUCAGGGAUGUCUGCCUGGCCUUAUUUUAUUUAUGGACCAUCCGAAUCCCCCUGUUGUCCACUCAGCUUUACUUGCUCUUCGAUACUUGGCAGAAUGCCGUGUGAACAGAGAAAAGAUGAAAGGAGAACUGGGGAUGAUGUUGAGCUUGCAAAAUGUUAUACAGAAGACUACAACUCCGGGAGAAACAAAACUUCUGGCCUCUGAAAUCUAUGACAUUCUUCAAUCCUCCAAUAUGGCAGAUGGUGAUAGUUUUAAUGAAAUGAAUUCACGUCGAAGGAAAGCUCAGUUUUUUCUGGGAACUACAAACAAACGUGCCAAAACUGUGGUUUUGCAUAUAGAUGGUCUUGAUGAUACGUCACGGAGAAAUCUAUGUGAAGAGGCUUUGUUAAAAAUUAAAGGUGUUAUUAGCUUUACGUUUCAAAUGGCUGUUCAAAGAUGUGUGGUGCGAAUCCGUUCAGAUUUGAAAGCAGAGGCUUUGGCAUCAGCGAUAGCGUCAACCAAGGUGAUGAAAGCUCAGCAAGUUGUGAAAAGUGAAAGUGGAGAAGAGAUGUUGGUUCCAUUCCAAGAUACUCCUGUGGAAGUAGAACAGAAUACAGAGCUGCCCGACUACCUGCCUGAGGAUGAGAGUCCUUCAAAGGAGCAGGACAAAGCAGUGUCCCGGGUUGGCUCACACCCAGAGGGUGGAGCUGGCUGGCUGAGCACAGCUGCAAACUUUUUAUCCAGAUCAUUUUACUGGUGACUUCAAUUUGGGGCUCAAGGACUGUGUGAACCAACAAGGGGCCAGUUUUCCAUUGUUGUGGUGAACUGUCAAGUGCAAUUUGCAAUAAGUUAUCAUGAAAAGUUUUUAGAUUACAUGAUUGUGUAUGCUGCAUUAUACAUUUUAUUGGACAUUUUACCCACUGAGUGGCAAAAAGGGCAGAGGUGACAGGUGGAAUUGCUUUGUUUAUGAAGGUAUUUUGGUUUUGUUUUCCUUUGCUUAAUUGCCUCACUUUUUAAAAAUCAUGGGUCCACUGUUAAAACCAAACAUGUAUGUGCAGCUUUACAUUUUAUUUUACAUGAUGCACAUGAUUAGGAAAACUCAUUUUCUCCUCAAGUCUCAGGACCUAUCUGAAGAGAAGUUUUUUUGUAGCUAGCUCACGUUGUGCAUGAAGUACCGAACAUUUUUCUCUGCUUUUUUUCAUGAAGGAUACAUGCUUUGGUACUCUUCACUAAAAGUUGAAAACAUUUUUUGUUACCCCUCUUUUGUGCCUUUUUAAUUUUGCCAACCAGGUUUAUAGAAAGGAUAUUACUAAUGAUAUUUUGCAAAUUAAAAUAUGUUCAUUUGAACAUAAUAGUCCCCUAUAAAUACAACUGUACAAAAUCUUUUUAAUCUUAUUAUAAUUUUAAUAAGAUUAAAACAAAAUCAAUUGAGAAGAAGGAAACAUGUAUAUUAGCAAAGUGCUUUUGGAGACUGUUUGAAUGUGACCAAAUGUGGUUCUAGUUGUCUACUGUUCACUUUGGUUUAUAUCAGCUCUUGAGAGUUAAGUCCACCAUGAUAUCGUGAAUAACUGUAAAUGGCCUCUAGGCCUUACUUUGUGGUUAUACACUAUUUACUGCUUGAAAAAAAUAAUAGUAGUAAAGAACUGACAAACUUGAAAAAAGGAAACAAAAAUUGAACGCCUAUUAUGCCGCGGUGCCACUUUGGUAGAGUCUAACUUUAAAACGUGAAUUGCUUGGUAGAAGCUUAUUCAGUAGGUAUUUCCUUAUAUUGCCUUUUGUGAGUUUAUUAUGAAAAUGCUGCAGUCAUAUUGAAUGAAAAAUUACCCAAAUUAUUGCUUAUAAAGAAAUAAAGCCAGCAUUGGUCACUUAAUCUUGUUUCUCAUGUCCAGCCAAAAAAAAAGGAACUUCUGUGAAGGUAAGAUAAAUAAAUAUGUAUACAUAUAUAUAUAUUUUUUGGUAGGUGAGAGCUAAUUAUACAUAUGCAGUGCUUUAUUAGAUUUCUGAAAUAUUUGUCAACUAAAUUUUUUUUGGAAACCCAACUAAAUCCAGAUACAUUUUUAUGUUAAUGUGGUUAAAAACUAAUAGGAAGAAAUUGAAAUUAUUUUUAUCAACCUGUAGAGCUGCUGUUUACUACUUGGAGAAUGUGAAAUGAAAAUUGGAUCCCGAAUGGUUUCCUUGUUUUCAUUGCUUCUCUUUUAGAGAAAAUUAAAAUUACCCAUUGUCACUGGAGAAAAAAUAAUUGCAAAAUAUCAUCACUAGUGAGGGUCUUGAGUUCACUAAUGUUGUGACCUUUUUGAGGGAAAGUUAUUGAGGGAAUUGAGAACAAUAUUUCUUCAUGUGUUUGGUCUUUGAUGCAGGUGACACGCACAAACUGAAAAUACAAGCUUUCAGGGCACACAUUGCUCUAAAUGCAUAAUACAACUUGCUGCCAGAACCAGAUGUGUUGAAAAAUAAAACAAAACCACCUCCUUUCUAUAGCCAUUAAAGCAAAGUUUACUGUUUUAACAAUUUUGUACUUUAUUUUGCAUUGCCACAUAUCUGCUUAUUUGAAAAACUAUGUCCCUUUGGAAGUAGUGGUUUCAGUGCAAGUAGGAAUUACAGCUUGAUGUUUGUGUGUUGUAAUUCUAAGUGUUCUUUUAUUCCAGGUCUUAUAGAGCAGUUAAGGCAACUAUAACAGCAGUUUUUGAAAUAUGUUGUAAAAUAAUUAAAGGAAACAUAAUUAAAAUUGAAUGGAUAUUGUA
Messenger RNA from Galeopterus variegatus (Sunda flying lemur), 2875 nucleotides. RefSeq names its product armadillo repeat containing 1 (gene ARMC1). Gene Ontology annotation, molecular function: metal ion binding; protein binding. The record is from RefSeq and is a predicted model, not a curated record. Lineage: Eukaryota; Metazoa; Chordata; Mammalia; Dermoptera; Cynocephalidae. The transcript has 6 exons. Bases 46 to 894 code for a protein of 282 amino acids.